Messenger RNA from Thelazia callipaeda (thelaziosis nematode), 1809 nucleotides. The record is from the annotation of a GenBank genome assembly. Lineage: Eukaryota; Metazoa; Nematoda; Chromadorea; Rhabditida; Thelaziidae.
AUGAUCUGCACUGGCAAAUCUCGUGAUGUUUCAUUAUCACCUAAGGAGGUGCGUGAUAUCCUGCGCAUUAAAUUCGAUUCUUCGAUUGCCCACGAACAGUGGGAUGUCAUUGUGAUUGGUUCAGGUAUGUCAGGAUUGACAGUGGCUAGAGUACUGACAGCCUCAGGUCGUAAAGUAUUGGUAUUAGAACAGCAUGAACGAGCAGGUGGUGCUUGUCAUACAUUUGAAUUAGACAAAUAUGAAUUUGAUGUUGGUUUACAUUUUGUGCAGGAUAUGUAUCCUGGCAAAGAAUUAUAUCAUAUUUGCUCUGCUCUCUCUGAUUCGCAAAUUCAGUGGCAAAAAAUGGAUGAUCCGUUUGACCAUAUAAUCAUUGGACAACGAUCAUAUCAUCGAAAUGUUGGAGAUAGCAAUAAUUUCAGAGAUCAGUUGAAAUCUUGGUUUCCAAAUGAAGUAGAAAAUAUUGAUCAUUAUUUUAGAUAUGUUGCUAAAUGUCUGAAUAUCAAUUUAUGGUGGCUGAUUGCUGCGAAAUUGAUGCCACUACCUUUCAUUCGUGUCAUAUCUUAUUUCGGCUGCAUCAAUUUUUUCACCAGUUUAUUCACAUAUUUAGAAAUGAAAUUGUUGGACGUGAUGAAUAGUUUCAAAUUAAGUGCUGAAGUAAAAACCGUUAUCAGUUAUUAUUUUGUCAAUUAUGGCGUUCCACCGAAUCGUGCAUCAUUUCUCCAACAUCAUUUGUUCUAUAUGGAAAGUGGAUACUAUCCAAUUGGUGGUGCUUCCCGUCUUAUGGCUAGUAUAGUGAGAUCAAUAAAUAAAUUUGGUGGAAAAGUAGUUGUUCAGGCUGAUGUAAAACAAAUUAUCUUUGCUGACGGCAAAGCUGUUGUCGGCUUAGAUGCUGAUUGUUCUCUUCUGCAACUUCAUCCAUUUGCAAAUCUUCAGUAUUUAGGAGUUGCAGUCAAAAGUGGUUCUUCUGAAUAUUUUGUUCAAGCUCCACUGAUUGUUUCCACAGCAUCAAUCGUCAAGGUUUUCAAUGAAUAUAUACCACGGACUAUUGCACAAAAAUCAGCAUUGUUUAAAGUCGUUAACCGAAUUCAGUCAAUGGAAUAUGCCAAAGUUGGAGUAUUCCAAGCAUAUAUUGGCUUGGAUCGCACAUCAGAAGACCUUUGUUUACCAUCCAGUAACUAUUUCUGGUCCAGAAACAACGAUCCUUAUGAAUUUGAUCGAUAUUUAAAUUUGCCAUUGUCAUCAGCUUUGGAAUACGGAUGCCCACCCCAAUUAUAUAUUUCUUUUCCUUCAGCAAAAGAUCCAACAUGGAAUGAGCGUCAUCCAGGUGUUUCAACUUGCCAGCUAAUUUCAUUCAUAAGUCCUCGUUUCUUCGAAAACUUCAAAGUUUCUUCUAAAAAAAAAACCAAAAAACGGUCAAAUUUAGGGGAUUACACUGAACUAAAAUCUCAGAUUGGUCAGAUGCUGGUUGAUCAGUUUUUAAAAAUAUUUCCAAACCUGAAAUCACACAUGGCACUCGUUGAAUUUUCAACUCCAUUAACCCAACAGUAUUAUAUGCAAAAUUCACAUGGUGAAUUUUAUUCCUUAACACAAGAAGUUCAUCGAUUUAGGCUUGAAUUCUGGCAUGAACUACGAUGUAAAACAGAUUUACCUGGUUUAUACCUUUCAGGACAAGAUGUGUUGUUUUGUGGAAUUGGAAGUGCAAUGCAUAGUGGAUUGAUUACAGCUGGAACUAUAUUGGGUCGCAAUUUAAGAAAAGAUUUACAAGAAGCAUGCAGAGCUCAAAUGCUUUUGAUGGAUAAACAAAAGUAA